GUUGCUCGUCGGAUUAUGGCGGUAAAAAUAGGCAGUUGCAGUAAGCAUUUAAGCAAAGCGUUGUUUUGAAAGUGUAUUUUAAAAUUUGACAGAUGCUAAACUAUUGAAAGAAUAUAAUUGUUUAUUGACAAAAUGCAUCAACAGCUAAGAAAUAAUAUUCGUGAUUUAUUUAAUAAGGCGCAAACCAGUAAAACAUGCCAUAAGAGUGUUGGAGAUAAGAUGAAAGCCUGUUAUGGAAAGACAAACCUUGACGAUUUCGCUGGGGAAUUUAUAUCCUGCCUCAUGGUUCCUUUGACAAUUGGAGACAAGCAUCCAGUUGUUGAGAACACUUUAAUAUUUGCAGCAAAUUUUGCAGUUGGAUUUCAGUCAGUUGACGAAGACAGUAAUGUCGAACAGAUGGAUCCUUUUAUGCUAAAAAUUUUUGACUUUUUAAUGAAAUCGCAAACUGCUGUCGAUCCUGGUGUGAGAUAUCGAGUUUGCUACUUUUUAAACAUGCUUUUAACAGCAAUGGGAGAUAAUGCUUACAUAGAUGACACUCUCUGUGACAAAAUCAUUAGCAGUAUGUUGGAUCGAGUGCUGGAUAAAUCUUCCAAGGUUCGAGCACAAGCUAUUCUCGCUCUUCAGAGACUACAAGAUCCAACUGAUGAGGAUUGUCGUGUCACGAAAGUUUACAUGUUUCACCUUGCUAAAGAUCCUAGCAAUGAAGUUCGGAGAAACAUUUUAAAUUGCAUGGCUAGAACUCAGAGGACCUUAUUAUGUGUAUUAAAGAGAACUCGGGAUAUUAACGAUCUAGUGCGAAAAGCAGCUUAUACUUUUCUAUGUAAAAUCUCUGUGAAAUCGCUCAGUAUAAAGCAAAGAGAAGAAUUACUUAGUGAUGGCCUCAGGGAUCAAAGUGACAUAGUCAAAAAUUGUGUAAAAAGAGAUUUAAUUUACUCGUGGUUGAGGAAUUACAACGGUGACUUUAUUGCAUUGUUACGUGCUCUAGAUCCUGGAAUGAAUAUUAAAGGAAUGGAAACUGCAGUUUUAACACUUAAAAGUCUACUUGAAACCUCAGAAAUUAAGGUUUUGUUGGAACAAUUACCUGUUGAUGUGCAGACACGGCUGAUACCAUUGGAUAAAAUAAAUUGUGAGAAUGUACUUUUCUGGCGAUGCGUAGUAGAACAUUUAAAACGAGAAGGUUGCACUGAAGACCUGGAGGACAUAAUUCCGGAACUUUCACAGUUUUGUACAUUUAUUAGAGAAUUAUUGGUAUUAAUAAGUUCAAAGCAGUUGGAACCAUGGGAGCGUUUAAUGCAUCAGUUUAUGCUUUGUCAGUUAUUUGAAAUGGUUAAGCAGUACGAUCUAUCGGAUGAAUGCGGGAGAGAUAAUUUACGAUCAUUAAUGGUGGAUACAUUGAUGCAUGAAAUUUGCUCAGAUAAAAUUGUGCAAUGUAUCGUUGAAUAUUUUGAUCAAGUUAUUCCAGAUGUAGAUAGAAGACUUACAGCUUUGGCAGAAGUUAUAAAUGAAUUGCGAAGACCAUUAAAACAAACUCAGACGCAACAAGUUUCUCAAUUAACUUCAAGUCAGGCAAAUAAUAAGAAUAUGUUGAAAGCGAAAUUGAAAGUAAAGUUAUUGGAUUUGAAAGAAGAGCAGUAUAAUGAAAUUCAGAAUAAAAACUACUUGAAAGCCGAAGAAUUAAAAAUGCAAAUUGAAAGUGUGACGGCCGAAAUUCAAAGUAUUACGGAGGAACUUGCCAUACCAAUGAUCACGGAUGAUGUUGGAGAAGAAAUAGAGAAAAAUGAUUCUCAUACAAUGACAAUUUGUUUAGAAAUAAUGUGCUCAAGUAUGCAAAGUCCAUCCAUUAAGUCUUUACAUCCAACUUUGAGAAGUUUAUUGGAUCACAUGGUUGUCGAAAAUUUGGGACAUCAAGACGUAACUAUACACGAGUUGGAGCUGAAGACAAUUGUAAUUUGCUGCUUACUGGAUGGAGAGUUGGCAAAAAAGUACUUUACGAUGUUCUUUCUUCCAUUUACUGAUUUCCCAGAUGAUUAUAGGAUGUGGAUUACUGCCCUAAAGGCAAUCUUUGACUUACUUUUGCGUUAUGGCUUAGAAUUCUUUAACAUUCCUCAGGCAGAGGAUGAAAUUGGUGUGAAUGAGAGAAGUAAACGGAACAGAACUGUACGAUUGUAUACAGAAAAUGACGAAGUUUCGUCGGUUAAUAAUGAACGGUUCGACGUUGAAGAAGGGGGAGAUAAAUUCAUUAAAAUAAUAACUGGAUUCUUGGAUCAUGAAGAUCAGGAAGUACGAUUCACGGCAACAGAGGGUCUCACGAAAUUACUGUUCUGCAGGAGAAUCAACAGUCCUCGAUUAUUAGCACGCUUAAUAAUUCUCUGGCACAAUCCAAUGUCAGAAGGAAACACAUAUCUCACUCAGUGCCUGUGUACGUUCUUCAAUAACUUUGCUGUACACGUUCCUGACAGUCAAACUAUGUUGGAAGAAGCGUUUUUACCAACUUUAAAAACUUUAGUAAAUGCCCCUGAAAGAAGUCCUUUGCAAGCCAUUGACCCUCUCAGAAUAUGUGAGAUUAUUUUAAGUCUUACGAGACAAGGAGUUCAUAAACGUUCAUCUGUCAACGUGCAUAAUGAUCUUGUCUUCACAAUUCUUUCCGAAUUAUUGAAUCCGAAUUGCGAAAUAGAACCAACUGUAUUAGUAAGAUCUCUGAAAUUCUUGGAAGUUAAGUUGGAAAUUGAAUCACUGAAGGAGAAUUUGAAAGAAGCGUUGGACAAUACAAUUGAGAAAGUACAAGAAAUUGACAAGCGUUUAGUUAAAUACAUCGAGCAAUUUAAAGCGAAACUAAAUGUGACUGAUACGAGGGAGGCACAGGAUGAUGAUAACGUUAGUGAAACUAAUAGUGAAUCUUCAAAUGAUUUAUAACAAUGAAAUAAUGACAAAUUCAUUUUCAAAAGUAUUUAUAAAAAAUCUUUUCUUAUAUUACAAGAUUAUAUAUUUUAUAUACAUGAAUUUUGUAAAGAAUUAAUUUUCGUAAACUAGAAAAAAAUAAAACGAAAAUAAACAUUCGUCUUGGAGAAUGAUGAAAAUAGA
Messenger RNA from Leptopilina boulardi, 3081 nucleotides. RefSeq names its product condensin complex subunit 3 (gene Cap-G). Gene Ontology annotation, biological process: mitotic chromosome condensation. Lineage: Eukaryota; Metazoa; Arthropoda; Insecta; Hymenoptera; Figitidae. The record is from RefSeq and is a predicted model, not a curated record. The coding region runs from base 133 to 2913 and encodes 926 amino acids. Gene Ontology annotation, cellular component: condensin complex; condensed chromosome; cytoplasm. The transcript is spliced from 7 exons.